GGCGGCCAGCAACCAGGCGCUGGAGAAGGGGGAGACGGAGCAGAGCGGCUCCCCAUCUCCCCGGACCCCAGGCUUCCCUGGGGAUUUCCUCCUCCUGGCCAGGCGGUCCCUGCAGGACCCUGGGUGGGUGCCGGGCCCGGGGAUUGGGUUUCUGGGGUAAUGAAUAUUCAUCAGGCCGAGCAGGCCUCUGCUUCUGUUUACUUAGCCGGGAGGGGCUGGGUUUCAGGUUCACCUUGACUCCUGCAGGCACAGUGAGCAGGUACCCCACUCCCGCACCUGUUUCUCCGGCACCUGCCGCACAGCUGCUCCUACCAGCUCCCCUGGCCCGGCCGUGCCUGGCACAGCACCCUGGCGGCUCCCCCGGCUCCCCCAGGCUCCCCUCCGGGCGGCGCCGGCGCUCAGCCCCUUGUCUAGGGAGGGGCUCACCUCCAGCUGCGGCAGCCAGGAUCACAGAAGCCCACCCUCGGCUCAGGGAGCACCAUGACCGAAGUUGGUUGGUGGAAGCUGACCUUCCUCCGGAAGAAGAAGUCCGCCCCCAAGGUGCUGUACGAGAUCCCUGACACCUAUGCCCAAGCGGAGGGCAGCGCAGAGUCCCCGGGGCCUGAGGGCGGGGAUCCCAACAGUGACUUUAACACCCGCCUGGAGAAGAUCGUGGACAAGAACACAAAGGGCAAGCACGUCAAGGUCUCCAACUCCGGCCGCUUCAAGGAGAAGAAGAAAGUGCGAGCCACACUGGCGGAGAACCCCAACCUCUUCGAUGACAGGGAGGGCAAAGGACAGUGAAGGGGGCCGAGGAGGGUGCUACCCAGCAUCUCCCUGCCUGCUCCCUGCUGUCAGCUGGAUCUGAGCUAGGAGCUUGCCACGCAGGCCUCUUUGGCCGCAGCUGAAGCCCUGGGGGCAGUUGAUGCCUGCUGGCAGGCAAUGUCUGGUUUUAGGUUUGUAUUUAUGUGCCCGGCUUUCUGGGAAGUGUGGGAGAUCCCAGGGUCCUCCCACCGUCCCCCACCACAUAUAAAGGCACUUCGGUUCAAGGAUGACAAGUGCCACCCAGGGUGUCAGCCCUCCCUGAAGCCAUGUCAGGGCGGGCAGGGAGGCGGACAAGGAAUACAGAGAGUGCCUGAUUGACUUCACUUCCUCCCAGGGCAUGGGGUCAAGGGUGAGUUUGACUUGCUGCUCCCUCUACUGUCUCUACCCGUGACUGUUCCCUGGACCAAUCCUGAGAGUGCAUUUUCCAGCAGACAUGUGAUGGGGGAUGGUUUCCAGGAGCCAGAGGUGGGCUGGACUUGAGCUCACCUCCUAACACAAGUGGGAAACUUCCGGGAACUUUGCCCCCAGAUGUGCAAGGGGAGGAGGACCCUGGCACUCCCUGGAGGUGGCCAGGUUAAGGACCCCAUGGGUCCAGGUUAGGGGAGGGGGUGGGGAAGCUCUGGUAGGACCUAACCGCAGCCAGUUAUUCCCCACGGUAUUAAAGAUGGAUCAGCCCCAGAGAUGAGUCCUAGAGCCUUGAAUUUUGUUUAAGAAAAUAACUAUAGGUUUCUCUCUUUGUUUUUUUUUUUAAAAAAUACAUUUUAUUGAUUUUUUACAGAGAGGAAGGGAGAGGGAUAGAGAGUUAGAAACAUCGAUGAGAGAGAAACAUCGAUCAGCUGCCUC
Molecule: messenger RNA, 1647 nt
Organism: Myotis myotis
Lineage: Eukaryota; Metazoa; Chordata; Mammalia; Chiroptera; Vespertilionidae
Gene: PRR15L
Product: proline rich 15 like
Exons: 2
Coding region: 481-783 (100 amino acids)
Source: RefSeq, a predicted model, not a curated record